Messenger RNA from Propithecus coquereli (Coquerel's sifaka), 1548 nucleotides. Its product is annotated as hyaluronidase PH-20-like. The record is from RefSeq and is a predicted model, not a curated record. The transcript is spliced from 3 exons. Lineage: Eukaryota; Metazoa; Chordata; Mammalia; Primates; Indriidae. Gene Ontology annotation, cellular component: acrosomal vesicle. Gene Ontology annotation, biological process: fusion of sperm to egg plasma membrane involved in single fertilization; carbohydrate metabolic process; hyaluronan catabolic process. Gene Ontology annotation, molecular function: hyalurononglucosaminidase activity. Bases 1 to 1548 code for a protein of 515 amino acids.
AUGAAAGUGCUAAGGUUCAAGCACAUCUUUUUUGGGAGCUUUGAUGACUCCAGUGGAGUAUCCCAGACAGUGUUCACCUUCCUUCUGAUUCCAUGUUGCUUGACUCUGGAUUUCAGAGCACCCCCUCUUAUCCCAAAUGUGCCUUUCCUCUGGGCCUGGAAUGCCCCAACUGAACUUUGUGUUGGAGCACUUAAUGAGCCACUAGAUCUGAGCCUCUUCUCUUUAGUAGGAAGCCCCCGAAAAGAUGUCAUAGGACAAGAUGUUACAAUAUUUUAUGUUGAUAGACUUGGCUACUACCCUUAUAUAGGACAUUCGGGCACGAUCGUGUAUGGAGGAAUCCCUCAGAACGCGUCCUUACAAGACCAUUUGGACAAAGCUAGGAAAGACAUUCUUUAUUACAUACCAACAGACCAUGUGGGCUUGGCUGUCAUUGACUGGGAAGAAUGGAGGCCCACUUGGGCAAGAAACUGGAAACCUAAAGAUAUUUACAAGACUCGUUCUAUUGACUUGGUUCGGCAAAAAAAUACAAGCCUUAGCGUCGCAGAGGCUACCAAGAUAGCCCAAAAUGAAUUUGAAACGGCAGGAAAGGAUUUCAUGCGAGAGACUUUAAAAUUAGGGAAAUUACUUCGGUCAAAUCACUUAUGGGGUUAUUAUCUUUUUCCUGAUUGUUACAACCAUAAUUAUAGGCAACCUGGUUUCAAUGGAAGUUGCUUUUAUAUAGAAAAGAAAAGAAAUGAUGAUCUCAACUGGCUGUGGAAGGAAAGCACUGCCCUUUACCCAUCAAUUUAUUUGAACACCUUAAUGUCUCCUACACAAGCUGCGCUCUAUGUGCGAAAUCGAGUUUAUGAAGCCAUUAGGAUUUCCAAAAUACCUGAUGCUAAAAGGCCACUUCCAGUUUUUGUAUAUGCCCGCCUAGUUUUUACAGAUUCAACUUUGAAAUUCCUUUCUCAGGAUGACCUUGUGAAUACACUUGGUGAAACUAUUGCUCUUGGUGCUUCUGGAAUUGUAAUAUGGGGUAGCCUUAGUGUACUGCGAAGUACGAAACCUUGCUUGAACCUAGAGGACUACAUGCAGACUACACUGAUUCCUUAUGUAAUCAAUGUCUCCCUAGCUGCCAAAAUGUGUAACCAAGUGCUUUGCCAGGAAAAAGGCGUGUGUACAAGGAAAAACUGGAAUUCAAGUGACCAUCUUCAUCUGAACCCAGCGAGUUUUGCUAUUCAAAUUGGGAAAGGUGGAAAGUACAUUGUGCAUGGAAAACCCACACAUAAUGACUUGCAAGAAUUUCAUGAAAAUUUUCACUGCAGCUGUUUUACCAACAUGACUUGUAACACUAGAGAUGAUGUAAAAGACAUUAGUGCUAUUAAUGUGUGUGUUGCUGACGGUAUUUGUAUAGAUGCCUAUCUAAAAUCGGAACCCAGUGAUCUACUUUCCAGUUGGAAUGAAGAACCUUAUUUCACUUCCUAUGGUGUCUCAUCCUUCACACCAUCUGCCAUAAUGGUCUUUGUUAAUAUUUUGUUUCUCACCAUGAGUUCUGCAGUGAAUUUGUAA